This is a messenger RNA of Malania oleifera, 2788 nucleotides long. RefSeq lists its product as uncharacterized. The record is from RefSeq and is a predicted model, not a curated record. The transcript has 4 exons. NCBI's taxonomy places the organism in Eukaryota, Viridiplantae, Streptophyta, Magnoliopsida, Santalales, Ximeniaceae. Bases 485 to 2575 code for a protein of 696 amino acids.
CUGCUCCUCCCCCAGCGCACGCCAACCAAUGCCCGCACGCUCCAUAAGUCGCCUCGCCGCUGCCCGUCUUCCCCAACUGACCGGAGCGCUGGGGCCAAAAGAUCAUGACGUGGCACUACGCUUGGCAUUGAUUCGUUGCGGGCUGGCCCUAACGAUGACGUGGCGCCUAUCUGAUCACGCCCCGGACUUGAAACGCAUCCAAAACCCCUAGUUCAUAAUCACGUUCAAGUCCGGAGGAUCUGUCCGUCCCUCUUUAAUUGCCUUCCUCUCUUUUGUCUAACCAUUUGCACCGUCUGCAAUUUCUACACGCCCCUCUCUCUCUCUCUCUCUCUCUCUCUCUCUCUCUUUCUCUUUGUGUUAAUCUCUCUGUCUUGUUAUCGAUCUUGGGUUUUUGUUUGUGUUAAUCUCUCUGUCUUGUUAUCGAUCUUGGGUUUCUGUUCGGGUAGUUAGGGUUCAUCUGAAGAUAAUUUCAGGGGAUUUGCGAAUGACUAGCCCUAAGAAGCAAGAUUUUAAUGAGAACGGCAAGAUCGGCGACUCAGAUCGCGUUGAUAGGUCCAACAGCGAAGGAUCACAUGAUUCGUCGUCCUUUGGUGUUGUUUCUGUUGAUUCUGAUGCGUCGGGCGUCCGAUCUGGCGAGAACGGUGGUUCUCGUGAUGAGAUCGGGGUAACGGAGCGAUCAACGGAUAUUCUUGUUGAUGGAGAUGGAGAUCUGUUGCUUCAGCAGGAAGAUAGAGUCAUACAGUGGCUGCAGGCUCUGGAUUUGCAGGUAAUGGGGGCUUGCCGCGCCGAUGAGAGAUUGAAGCCAUUGCUGAAGCUCAAUGUUUCGAGCGGUAUGGCUGAAGAACGACUCCUGACCCAUCUGAAUCAGCACUUCGAGGCAUCGGAAGUUGGUAUGCUAGCCAGAUGCUUGUGCAUUCCUCUUGUAUCGAUUCGUGUUGGAAAGAUAAUGAAGCAAGGGACUCUCCUAUGCCCGACUGCCACAAGGGGAAGUUUAAAUCUGACACUCUUGCCGACAUCUGAUUUACGCAUUUCAUUUGUUGGGGAUGAUGGUUGCACAGAGAGAUUGUCUACUUUAAGCAAUGGCCAGUGCUCUGCUGUAGCAAUUGAAGGAAUUCUAGCUGAAAGUUCUGGUCGAUCUUUUCUCAUAAAGGUCCCUGGUGGUGAAGUUUUUUACUUUUGGUGUUCAGAGAAAUCAAAGCUCUUAGGGAUUGAGUUGCUUUCUAAGAUGAAGGAUAUACUUGAGAGGAAGCCAUCCCUUUCUGAACUGACAGGAAUCAGUGAGGCACGGCUUGACUGCUUUGCAACUCAUCUCCGUGCCUAUCUUGUUGGUUCGACGGUGAAGAAUCCUCAAGCAAGUUCGACAACUGCAGAAACCAUUUCCCUCGAUAUUACACUUGAACAUUCUGAAUCGACUCGAAAUGCCCAUUUACUGUCCGUAUCAUCUAAGUCAUUGCGCUCCCGACACAAUGGAACUCAAGCAGUGAAGGCAAAUUCACCAUAUCAAGGUAGCCUCAGUCCAAGAUCUAGUUCAUUUAAAGAAGGCCUUCCUAGAAGUUUGUCUUCCUUGAGAAGUGCUGCUAGAGAGAAGUUAAGACGUCGUGGGGAUGGCCAUCUCUCAGCUACUGACAAUGAACCUGUUUUUACAUCCAUCACCGUGGCUGCAACUAGUUCUUUGGAGUCUGGAAAGGACAAACCUGCUGGAGUAACUGGAACUGGUCCCCUGUCUACAAGUUUCCUGGAAUCUUUAAGGGCAUCUGCUGUUUCAAUUGCUAUGAGCCCAGUACCUCCACAUCCUCCUCCUGGUUCAUCAUUUUUUUCUCCUUACUAUUGUUGGUGCCCACCAAUUGCAUCAACACUGCAAUACACUGUAGCACCUCCGCAGCACUCUAUAUCACCUGAGCCAUCUCUGCCGCCACUUUCAUCUUUGUUACCCGCCACUGGACCCUCUAGCAUGUUAACGUCAAUGCCAACCCUUGAUUUGUCCAAGAUUCCUUCAGUGGUAGAUUUUCCAGCUUUCCUUCCUGAACCAUUGGUUCGAUUGCCUUUCACCACCCAUAGUGCACAGCAGAUUCCGACCUUCACACCUUUGAUGUGUGACCCCAUUGUUCAUGUUCCAGUUAUUGAUGUUUGCUCCGCUGGCCAAGGGUAUCUGGUGAGUGCUGGGCCUUCCAUUUCAACAAGCAUGCCUCCUUUGCACCCUAAAAUUGUGAACCCAUUGAUUCCAGAGGCUGAAUCUGUGGUGGAGAAGGGUGCUAGAGAGACUCUACGGCUGCUCAUCAGUGGUUCCAACCAGAGUAGCCCACAGUUAAUGGAUGUGUUACCUGCAGUUCUAACAAACUCUGAUGAAAAACAAAGUGUGUUGGUUACUGGAAGCCGGGGUCUCUACAAUGGAACCAGAGAUGUUGGUGCCCUAGCCAGCAGCAUUGCAGCAAUGGGGUUGGCCUCAUUAUCUGUGAGAUCUGUAGCAGCAGGUAGCGUAGUCAAGAGAUGCAGCGGCCAUGAAGAUAGGGAGAACCAGACGGAGGGGUCUGGAGGCACUGGUGGACCGAGUGCAGAUGAGGAGAGAAGGGAUUGAUUGAAUUUUAUGGAUAUAUAUGUAAUACUCUGUAAGUCAUAGCUUUUGUCUCUGGCCUUUUGUCUGUUUUUGUUGUGAAAAUGUAGAUAUGGGCUGUAGGUUUUGGUUCUUAAAUGUAAUUACCUCGAGUCCAGCUGCCAUUUAACGAAAUCUUGUGUUUUUUUUGUUAUUUUGAAUGUUUUGAGCUGGCAAUGUAGUAUUUCUUUUUUAAUA